AGUCAGUCGCCAGUCCGGUGCGGUGGAAUGUGGUCGUGUUCGCAUUUUGUUCUCGUGUCUCUCAUUCAUCAGCCUAUGUUGUAGUGGUGCGCGCAGCUUUAUCAACAUCGUCGGGAUUAGCGACGUUGUCGGCAACGAUUCCCGAGCUCGGACGAUUAUCCUGUCAUCGCGCUGCUCUAGAAAGAGAGAGAGAGAAAGAGAGAGAGGGACGGAGAGAGACUGCGUUGACGACGCGCGUCCCAUCGCGGCUCCCGUCAGACGCGAAAUGCGGCGCCGACGCACACAGUGAAAUAUAACUCCGGCGCCGCGGUCAAACGCACCAUGGACCACCACCUAACGUCGGCUCUCGGCGACGCUCACAAAGGACGGAUGGAAAGCGGCGGUAGUGCGUGAGCGCGAGUGUGAGAGAGCGUAUAAAGAAAGAGAGAGAGAGCGAGAGAGAAGUGCGGGAGCAAGAUGGCGGAAUCGAGCUAUUAUCAGGGCGAUUACAUCAGGCACCCAGUUCUUUACGAACUGUCGAGCAAGUAUGGAGUGGCUGGCAGUGACCAGGUGCCCUUGCCGGCUCGUCUCGACGUGCUGCGAGAGCACAUACGCCGAGAAAUACGCAAGGAAUUAAAGAUAAAGGCCGGUGCGGAGAAGCUGAGAGAGGUCGCGACCGAUCGCAAAUCGCUCUCUGACGUCGCGACGAUCGUGAAGAAGGCGAAUAGCAAGCUGAACGAACUCCAGGCGGAGCUCCAGCAGCUCGAGAGCCAAAUUAUACUGACGCAGGGCCAGCCCCAAUCGCCGCAACAGAAUCACUCCAACGGUCAAGACACGCCUCUAUCACCGAUGGGACCUUCGUCGCCGAGUCAGGAUGGUCUAUUCACGGAUCUUCGGCUUCUGUCCUUGGAGAAGCAGCUCAAUAUUGAACUGAAGGUCAAGCAGGGUGCUGAAAAUAUGAUACAGAGUUUAACGAGUGGCCAUCGUGACAAGAAACUACUACAGGAGGCUCAACAAAUGCUAGACGAUUCCCGCGCCAAAAUCGAGUUCCUACGCAUGCGGAUAAUGAAGGUGCGUCAAGCGCGGCAGCAGCAGCAACGAGGAGAUGCGUUGCCACCGAAUGGCGAAGCAACUAGCAACAAAGAUAGGUACGAGCCCAGCUUGGAACUCGCGUUGGAAGAGAGGGUGGAGGAGCUACGGCAUCGAUUGCGAAUAGAGGCAGCUGUUGUAGAAGGAGCCAAGAACGUGAUACGUCUUCUACAAAGUGCCAGAGUCGCUGAUAAGAAGGCCUUAACCGAGGCUCAGGCAAGUCUCGCGGAAUCCAGCAGAAAAUUGGACUUGCUCAGAUUAUCCCUUGAACUUAGAAGACAAGAGCUACCCCCUGAUAGCGGUACCGCGGCUCAAUUAAAGAGAGAAUUAGCUAGCGUGCAAUCGGCUAGUCCUGUUCCCGUUACUUAUACAUCAUUACAACCGUUCCGUGGUCCCUUGGAAAGUAAGACCACUAUACCAGCUUCAGUAUCAAGAUGCGCUGCUGUCACAGGACAAUUAGAGGUAAGACUCAUGGGAUGUCAAGACUUGGCGGAAGAAGUGCCUGGUCGUACACGGAGAGAACAUCCUAAUAGUCCUGAUAUACGUAGCUUUGUUAAGAAUGUCAAAGGACUCAGUUCGAGCAAGUCGUAUAGCGUGAAAGACGAAACAAGCAAUGAUAUUAUGGCAGUUAUAAAAUUAGAUAAUCAAACGGUAGGACAAACUAGUUGGCGUCCAUGUUCCCAACAAGCUUGGGAUCAAAGGUUUUCUAUCGAACUAGAUAAAUCGAGAGAACUUGAAAUAGGCAUUUAUUGGAGAGAUUGGAGAUCUCUAUGCGCGGUCAAGUUUUUACGUUUAGAAGAAUUCAUUGAUGAUGUUCGACAUGGAAUGGCCUUACAGUUGGAACCGCAAGGUCUUUUAUUCGCGGAAAUAAAAUUCUUGAAUCCGAUGAUAUCGCGAAAGCCUAAGUUGCAGCGUCAACGAAAGAUUUUCAAACAACAGGUGAAAAAUUUCCCAAGAGCAAAUCAAAUGAAUAUAAACGUCGCGACUUGGGGUAGACUACUUAAACGUUCGGCGCCUUCAUUGCACAAUUCCAGAAACUCGGAAAGCCCGCCGACAGUCUCAUUUGCAGGACCGCAACCGUUACAACUUGUAUUUGAUACCUCGAUAGAAGAUAAGCCCGAGACUCCCGGCGAAGUGCCUGAUCCGGAGAAAGGUGGAUUGGGCGGCGCGCGGCCUUUGGGAAUGUCAACAACUAGUAGUAGUCCAACUCUGCCACGUCCUCCGGAGCAUCCUCCCCCACCGCCACCAACUGUUGUGAAGAAACCAUCUAUACCUGCGCCUACUCCGCCUCCUAAAUUAGAUCAAGAGUUACAGAGUGCAUUAAGGGAGUUUGAUUUUCUGCACAACGAGGAAAAGGGCGGGCCUCAGGGUGCAAAUUUGAGGCCCCUGGUGACAGAGCCCCGCCCUGUGCUGAUUGCACCACCUUCUCCACGCACACCCUCGCCCCAACCUGUCGUCGAGUUUCCUGAGGAUGAGGUACAUACCUCCACGUACACACAACAUUGCUUUGCUUGCCUAAGUGCUGUAUAUGAACUGCCAAUCAGACCCCUUCAAUAUAGAGAUAGUGAGUCGAGAAGACACUCUCAGAUUAAUGGUAUGACUCUAGAAAACUUUAGACUGCUCUCCGUACUCGGUCGUGGACAUUUUGGCAAAGUGAUACUAUCGCAAUACAGAAAUACGGGAGAGUAUUUCGCAAUCAAGGCCUUGAAGAAAGGAGAUAUUAUAGCUAGAGACGAAGUGGAGUCAUUACUGUCUGAAAAGAGAAUAUUCGAAGUAGCGAAUACAACGCGCCAUCCUUUCCUCGUAAAUUUAUUUGCGUGCUUUCAAACUGAGGCACAUGUAUGCUUUGUAAUGGAAUAUGCGGCUGGUGGUGAUCUUAUGAUGCAUAUACAUGCCGAUGUUUUCGGAGAGCCACGCGCUGUGUUUUAUUCAGCUUGCGUUGUUCUAGGAUUACAAUACUUGCAUGAAAAUCGCAUUAUAUACAGAGACUUGAAAUUAGAUAAUCUACUAUUGGAUACAGAAGGUUAUGUUAAAAUCGCAGAUUUUGGCCUAUGUAAGGAAGGUAUGGGAUAUGGAGAUAGGACAGGUACUUUCUGUGGUACUCCUGAAUUCUUAGCGCCUGAAGUCUUGACGGAGACUUCUUAUACACGAGCUGUAGAUUGGUGGGGACUUGGAGUUUUGAUCUUUGAAAUGCUUGUUGGAGAGUCUCCUUUCCCAGGUGAUGAUGAGGAAGAAGUAUUUGACUCCAUUGUAAACGAUGAAGUACGAUAUCCACGAUUUCUUUCUUUGGAAGCGAUAGCAAUCAUGAGAAGAUUGUUAAGGAAGAAUCCAGACAGAAGAUUAGGUAGCAGUGAAAGAGAUGCAGAAGACGUUAAGAAACAAGCAUUUUUCAGACACAUUAUUUGGGAUGAUCUGCUUCUAAGGCGGGUGAAACCACCUUUUGUACCAGUAAUCCAUUCGGUGGAAGAUGUAAGUAAUUUUGAUGAAGAAUUUACAUCAGAGAAGCCACAUCUAACGCCUCCGAAAGAUCCUCGGCCUCUCAGUGACUUAGAGCAAGGCCUGUUUAAAGACUUUACUUAUAUGGCUGAUUGGUGCUAGCCAUUAGGAUUAAUAUCUGGAGCGGACAGAAAUAUCAGCAUGUUAUGAAGAAAAAAAUUGCUUUUAUUACUACAAAAUGAAAUUUUUUGCGCAACUGCAUUAAUGUAGUUUGUUUAUCUGAGCAAUAUAUGUAUACAUAUACAUAUAUAUAUAUAUACACACACACAGAUAUACAUAUACAUAUAUCAUAUAUCUCUCAUCAUGUAUACAUAUUUCUCAUUUUUUAAUACUAUAUUAACGAUCGCAGUCGAACAGAUUUACAAAAGAAAUUUUUUAUCGAAUCUCAGGUUUUCUCCAUUAUGAUGCUUUUAAUAGGUACUUGGUACAUACUUGGAGUUUACAAUCUCCAGUUUCAUAUUAAAUAACACACACAUAUAUAUAUAUAUAUAUAUAUAUAUAUAUAUAUAUAUAUAUAUGCAUAAAUCAUUGUUUAUGAUAAUACAAUUGAUGAGAUAUAUAAUAGUACUGUCAAUAUCCAAGAGUAUGACAUUGUUAUUUCAGAUAUUAUCCAGGUACAUUGUCAAAUUCGAUGUAAGUAUCGAAUAUUGAGAAAUUAUACAUUAUUAUUACAUAGAAUAUUAAUAAAUUAGAAUGUUUUGACUUAAUUGAUUUUGCUUAUAUUCUGUGUAUAAAAAUAUUAAAUGAGAUAAUUAUAAAAGAUCACAUUUUUUAUGAGAUUAUUGAAAACUAAAUACUGUGUGUUACAUACAGACAUGAUAGGUUAACAAAAAUUUAAACUUUAUUUCUUAAUGGACAGAUUUUUUCGAAAAAAGUCGAAAUAUGUUAACUUUGUUUCUGCAAGAAAUAAUUAUAAAUUCAAUCGUGCUACUUUAUUUUUAUUGUAUAAUAAAUAUUCAAAAAUUUUAAAUGGCGAUAGAGAUCAAAUAACGCAUUAUUUAAAUUUUUUUUUGCAACUGUUUGCUUAUUUGAAUUUGUAUAGUUUUUUUUUUUUUUUUUGAGAAAUUAGAUUUUUUUUUUUAAGUUUUAAGUACUAAAUUUGAAAAUUUAGUUGGCAAUGGAUGACUAGUACCUGGAUAUAAAAAUAAUGUGAUUUAUAUUGACAGUACUAAUAUAUGUAAAUAAGUUCUAAAUAUUCUUGAAAUUGAUUAAAAAAUUCUCAUCAAAUAUGUCAAGCAAAAAAAAAAGUAAUGAAAUCUACCAAUUUUUUGACAAAGAAAUUUUUUAGCAUAAAAAUGAAAAUAAUUUUAGAUGUGCACAGAAGUGAUCUCUCCAAACACUGUUCUGUCACUAGUAUUAGAUAUGUACCAUUAUACUUUUAUGCAAAGAUGUAUUAUUUUCAACAUUUUGUUAUCUAUAUAUACUACUAUCAUGUACAGUAAUAUACACGCGAUUACUCGGAAGAUUUUAUAUAUCCCUAUAGGACUUAAAAAAUCAUAAUGCAAACAAUAAUUAACACAUUCAUAGAGAAAACAUAAAAGAAAUCAAAAUGUAGCUAAACUUGCUCAUGCUCAUGUGAUAAAGAAUUGAAAUCGAAAUGGCGCUAUAUAUAUAUAUAUAUAUAUAUGCAACAAUAAUGAUCACACAGGUAAUAUUCAUGUACUUUUUAAUUAAACUUAUCAUGUACUAUUCAUUAUAAUAAUUGGAAAUUCACUUACAUAUAGCUAAUCUUAUGCAAGAUUAUGAUGACUUUAGAUAAUAUGAGCUCUAUGACAUUGUGUGAAGCAGCACAUUUAUUCAAAUAUCGCAUAUAUCAGAAUCCUUUAAGUUUGUUUAACAUAUAUCCAAUUAUAUAUUUACUAUAUUUCGUUAUUUUAGUUAUGUACAUUCAUAUUCUAGUUUAUGAGGUAAGAUAAUUUUACUAAUAUGUGCUAAAUAUAUAUUAUGUAUAUAUAAAUAUAUAACCAAAUAUUUUGCGAAGAGGAUAAUAAUGGAUGAUAUUUCUAUAUUUAAUAGCUAGAAUAUUGUGCUGUAGUAUUAUACCAAUAUUUUAAUUAACUUUGCCACAUAAAAGAUACUAAGGACAAGUUCAUAUUCUGAUAUCAGCAUAUAUUCGAACAUCUUUUAAGAUUUGGUUCUGAUUUUUGUAGAUGAUUUGUGAAAACUAUAUAACUAGUUAUUAGAUUUUACAUUUGUGAAAGAAGCUUGUAAAUUAAUUUUUUUUCUAAUAAGUGUAAAAUUUUUCUAUGAUCUAUAUACGAUAAUUUUAAUAUUUAAUAAUUAACCUUUUAAGAAAUUUAAUCAUUUCUAGAACUUUCAUACACACAAAUAUUGUACAAUAUAAAUUGUAUUUAUGCUACACUUCAUUCAUUUUUUAAAAGAUGUCAAGUAGACACUUUUUAACAAAUGAAUUAAGCAUACCAUAUAGGCACUGCCUAAAUGAUAAUUAGAAGAUUUUUAAUAACACGCGAUAUAACUAGAAAAUUUAUUGGAUGUUAAUGAAAUAGUUGUAUAUAAACUUUUUGAUUUGUCAUUAUUUGAUUUGUCAUAUUUUUAUCUUAUUUUUAUCUUAUAUAAUUCUACGAGAAAUUGAAGAUUGAAAUACGAAUCUUAUAAAUAUAAAUAAGAAAAGAAAUAUUUUAGAUAAAAUUUGGUAGAUUUUACCAAACCAUAUAUAAAGUGAUGUAACUUAUUCAAUUUUUUUAAAGAUUGCAGUUUAUUUCUAAUUUUCAUUAAACAAUCACAGAAUGUUUCUUAUCAAAAUCUAUUAAUUAUAAUCUCUCUCUCUGUUGUAUUUUAUUCUAAUAAUUACAAAUAUCACUUGUGGAAAGAUCGUUAUAUGAAAUCGACCAAGUUUUAUCUGCAAUAUCUCUCACUUAAAAUCAACAAUGCAUACAUAAAUAAUCUUUAGAAUUAUUUGUAAAACUUUUUAAAGUAUCAAGCAUUUUACGAAAAUUAACUGUAUCACUAGUGAUAGAUUCGAGUACCUCUUGAGAUCUAGUUGCCUUACUGCAGUUAUGUGAAUUGAUAACCACUUUUUGGUAUCUAUUUUAUAUAUAAUUCUUAUACACAGGAGAAGGAUGGGUUUAGAUCUAUAGAAAUAUUGACGAUCGAUAUAUAAUAGUGGCAACUCGGAAAAUGUGAGUAAUUCAUACAGAAUCUUUAUGGUGCCUGUUUUUUAUACAUUGUUUUUGUAUGUAAGUUUUAAAAUCUAAUCUUUUUGCACAUAUAUUAUGUGGCUUUCUGAAAUAAGGAGUUCACUAAAAUUUACAUAUUCAACAAUGAAGCAGGCAGAGGAAAGUGUGGGGUAUGACUACUAAUUACUAAAGAUACGUCACAUGUUAGAGAUUAUUAGCCUAAUUUGUAAAGCAAUUGAAACAAAUCUAAAUUUUAUAUUAAGAUAAAAUUGUUAAAAUUUUGCAAAAGUGUGUAAGAUUAUCAUCUAGAUAUUAUUGAUAUAUAUAUACAUUACUUUUAUAGCUUGGAGUGUUUAAAAAUAUCAUUUUUACAUAGCUCUCAACUGCCCCAAACUAUAUGAAAAUAUAAACAAUUUCAGAUGAAAAAUUUUUAUGUCAAAGUGAAAUAUCAUUUUUUCGAUUUGCAUUUUAAAUCGUGGUUUGACAUACAUUAUAGAAAAACAUCAUCAUGUGUAUUAAUUAUUUUUUAUUGAUAUUACACACAUGCAGCUUUGCAGAAAUUAAAUUAUUUAACGACUUUGGAAUGUGCAGUCAAAAAUGCGGUGAUUUAAAGACACAGAAUAUGUACAUAUAUACAAAUAUCUUUUUUUUUUGUAGAUAAAAAUUUAUUUUUAAUUCAUAAGGAUUUUUAUUAAGUUAUGUUAUUUCGUUACACAUUUUUUAUAUAUACAUAAUAUUUCAUAGCAUUAUUAGACAUAAGUUUAGUUAUAAACUUUGUUCACUGUAAUUAUCAUUAGUUUUACAGUAAGCAAUGAAAAAAUUAUGUGCCUCGUAUUUUGUAGUGUCCACUAAUUAAUACAUGAGAAUACUAUAGCUAGAUGAAGAUUUUUUUAAAGAAUUAAUUUAUUUAAUGCAUAUAUAUUUGCAGUGGCAGCUUCUUACAUAUCACUUUAUUAAAUAAUUAUAUGCAAUCCUUAGAAGUAUUCUCAAAAUCUGCAUUAUACGCGCAUAUGUGAAAAUUACUUUAAAAAAUAAAUAUUAAAAAUAUA
This is a messenger RNA of Cataglyphis hispanica, 7750 nucleotides long. It is a transcript of the gene Pkn, whose product is annotated as serine/threonine-protein kinase N. Gene Ontology annotation, biological process: signal transduction; protein phosphorylation. Gene Ontology annotation, molecular function: protein serine/threonine kinase activity; small GTPase binding; ATP binding. The coding region runs from base 457 to 3666 and encodes 1069 amino acids. The record is from RefSeq and is a predicted model, not a curated record. NCBI's taxonomy places the organism in Eukaryota, Metazoa, Arthropoda, Insecta, Hymenoptera, Formicidae. The transcript is spliced from 18 exons.